This is a messenger RNA of Toxoplasma gondii ME49, 483 nucleotides long. RefSeq lists its product as hypothetical. NCBI's taxonomy places the organism in Eukaryota, Apicomplexa, Conoidasida, Eucoccidiorida, Sarcocystidae. The transcript has a single exon. The record is from RefSeq and is a predicted model, not a curated record. Bases 1 to 483 code for a protein of 160 amino acids.
AUGCCCUCUCUUCUCUCUUUCCGUUCAUGCUCUCAACCACGCCCCUCGUUUCUAUCCUAUGUCACCGCCCCUUCUGCCGUUCUUCUUGCGGCUCUGCGUUUCUCUUUGCCCUGGCUUCCCAGCCUUGCUGUUACCUCUGAGUGCUUCUGUCUCUCUCUUCCCGUUCCUCUCUUGCACCUCCACGACUUAUUUUUCCACCGGAGAUCUCGACUUUUUGAAUCCUGCCCGAAGAAUGUCAACGAAAGGGCGUCUCCACAUGACAACCUCGUUCGAAACAUCGUCUUUUUGGGAGCCUCGUUUUCACUCACGCCUCCGUUCCUUCCCGUGUGUCUGCUCGUUUCCCUUGUGUCUUUUCAUUUCUUCUUCUCCUUGCAGCCUGUUUCCUCGUUUCUGCAGCUCUGCGCUUCGCAGUUCUUUCCCACCCGGCUUCUUUCCUCCCACAGCUUCUGCACCUUUCGCUUCACCCACAGCCAGAGCAACUGA